AUGUUGGAGCAUCACACUCAUGGAAGAACAUGGUGUCCACCACCGUUCACUCGAACACAUUCUCGCCUGACCCGAAGUAUCAUGAACGGUAGCCAAGCUGAAAUCAAGAGCAGUCGUCGUGGCCUUUCGAUGAUACUUUAUAUCUCGACCAAUCCUACAUGCAGUAUCUUAUUGAUCACAUGGUUAUCCCGCUCUCCCGAUGUCAAUGUUAUGAUCCCGCUCAUCUUUGACGGCCUUCCUUCCAUGGGAUCAAGCCUCGAUACAAACAUACUUGUAAUAUCAAAUUGCUCUGAUGACUACUUGGACAAUUACACUUCAGAAGAAAAGACAUUACAAUUGCAUUCUUUGGCCUUGAUCUCUCCAAUACAGACCCAGCAUCAUCAUCUGGCUGCGAACUUCCACUUUUCAAGCGACAUUCUUAGAGUCUCAGACAACCCUCCCAAGUACGGCGAUGAACCUCACAACAAACUCAGCGCUUCUGACCUUGCCACUCAAAGUGCAGUUGAAGAUAUUCGAUCUCCCCAACCUAUCAUGGGCUGUUUGGAACGCAUGUCAGAAAAUGAUUGUCCUACACAUGACACAGAGUCCAUGAUAUCGAACAAUGGUACCAGCGAUACUUGGGACGUGGAUUCAAGUCUGCCGCGACUUGAUAUCCGUAUUCAUUCCGAGAAUAUGUUCAAUUUGAGUAACCCGAAAGAGAUGUUCCUGUUCAUGGCGCAGGCUGGCCCUACAAAUAUCAAGAUGGUAAAGUCGUUGGACAUGUGGAUACCAUUCACGGCCGACACUCCGUUGUGGUUGAUAUUGCUCAACACCUUGCCCAAGAAAGCCGUUGGUCUUAUAUACUUUGCACUUGGAUGA
Messenger RNA from Colletotrichum godetiae, 858 nucleotides. RefSeq lists its product as uncharacterized. The record is from RefSeq and is a predicted model, not a curated record. The coding region runs from base 1 to 858 and encodes 285 amino acids. The transcript has 3 exons. NCBI's taxonomy places the organism in Eukaryota, Fungi, Ascomycota, Sordariomycetes, Glomerellales, Glomerellaceae.